Lymnaea stagnalis (great pond snail) is the source of this 6328-nucleotide messenger RNA. NCBI's taxonomy places the organism in Eukaryota, Metazoa, Mollusca, Gastropoda, Lymnaeidae. The record is from the annotation of a GenBank genome assembly.
UACACAUAUUUUUCACUUGGUGAAUUCGACACAGCUAAAUGUUCAAUAAUCGGAGGCACGGUGGAUUCAUUUUUUAUGCUUUUUAUUUUUUUCUUGUUGGAAAUACCAGUUAUUCACUGAAUGAAAUUUCUAAUGGUGUAAUGGAAAAAUACACUAUUUAGUGAGCUUCCUCUGAACAAGUGGGUUUAGGGAAGACUGGAUUUAAAUGUCACACCAGCCUUGUCAUCAUAAACAGGAAGUUUAAAGAGGCUCAGCAACAUGAUCCCAAUAGCAACAAACUGUUUAAAAGGAUUGGGGGAAAAUACUUUUAUUUUUUUAACUGUAUGAAUUAAUAAGGGCUUAUCUCUAAUAAUUGAAAUUUUUAAGUUAUUAUAACUAUUAUGGCAUUUUUUUUCAAUAAAAUUUCACAUAGUAAUCCUCAAAAACCAUUAAGCAUCUGACAGUAUGCAUGACUAUUAUGGUUUAAGAUUAGUUUAAGAAAUGUACAUUGCCUUACCACAAAUCUACAUUUGUUUCAUAACACCAGCUCCAAUAUUUUUUUUAAAAUAAGAAGCUUUCAAAAAUGUGAGCACCAUGUAGAAUAAUGUACUUUUAAUAACUUGCAAACAAUAUUUACUGAAUUGCAAGAAAGUAGUUUCUAUUUUAAAACUAAUCAACAUAACCAUUUAAUAUAGCAAAUAGUAUUUUAUCAGCUGCACAAAAAUAAGCUUGCUUCUUACUGAUACUGAAGUAGAGACCUAUCUUUUAUAUACUUAUGAAAAGUUUUUCAUAUUUUUGUAUUUUGCUGUUAUGAGGAGUAAAAUAUUUGGUAGAUGGGAAAAACUUUUUAGUAAACAACAAAGGAAGACACUUUGAUCUCGGGCUUAUGGAGAUGCACUUCACAAACCAUUAUAAUAGGUUGGACGGACACAGCAGACACAAAAAUAAACUUAUUGAAAAUAAAUAGACAGUUGUCCUACUAUUUAACAAUUUAAAAUUAGCUGUGGGCCUUAUUGUAAUUUAUUAGACAGUGAAAUAUGUGAAUUAUUCACAUAUGGAAAUUUAGGCCAUUACAGUAUCAAUGACUUUUUAAAACAGAUAUUGUUUUGUUGCAUUUUUAAAUUGCUUUUUUUUAAAGUUGUCAUUAUUUGCUCAGAAGAAUGUAAUGUAUUGAUGAAAGUUUUAUUGAAAGUUUAUUUAAAUCAAUUAUGCUUACUGACAGUUGCAGAUAUGCAGAACUUGAAAAGAUUCCCUUACUUAAAUGUAAAUUUUUUACAAUGAGAGACCACAAUAAAAACAAAACUAAUAUGCAUGUACAACACAUUUUCCCCUUUUGACAUAACUACAAAUUUAUAUCCCUCAUACAUAAAUUUCCAGUAGCUUUAAGUCUAAGUAUACAUUUUUUAAUGCAUACAAAGUUGUUAAAUAAAAGGAAACCCAACUCUCUGCAGUCGACCCAACAGGAAGUGAAAUGGUUCCUGGACAGAUAUAUUCUAACUUUCUUUCAGCAAGUUCUGAUUUUGAAUCAUUGUUUUAGAUAUCAAAGUUGUAAGAAUGUAAAUGUAAUAUUUGGUUUAGAAAUGUAUCUAAUGAACCAGCCAUCUUACAAAAUGUACUACUUUUCUUGUGCGUUUGUACCUUUACAUUUUCAAAAUAAAAUAUUUAAAUGUCAAGGAUAUUUUUUUUAACACCCUACAUGGAUGUGAUUAUCAUCUUUUAUAAUAUACUGUUUAUACUGCUCAACCAAGUUCCAUUUAUUUUCAAGAUAAAGUUCCUUCUGCUUUUGUUACGCAACAUCUCCAAAAAUGGCCAGUUCAAUGCAAGUUCGUCUUUGAAACUAAAUUAUUUUUGUUUUCUUUUUCAACUUUUAUUUUUUUGUGUGCUUCUCUUAAAAGAAACAUUGUCAGGGCUGAAAUUUUAGAGCAUUGUUCUUUGAAAGUUACGUUAUUUAAAUAUAGAUAGGAUACACAAUCACAACAGUAGGGGUUCCCAUUUAUGGCAUUAAUCACAAAUGCAUUAUGAAUUACCAAAGUUGAUUACCUCUAUACAGAAAUAUAAAAUUGGUGCCAAAUAAUUCUUGGAAUUAAACAAUAAGUUAUAUGAUAUCAUAUCAGAAUAAUUUCAUGUGAAAUAGAAAUAAGGGUUAAUAUUUCUUCGUUUUUUUUAUUCUGCUUGUGCCUUAUUGCUCAGAUUAUAUUAACAUAAAAUUAUUUAAAAUAGCACUCACAGAUUUUGCUAUUUGAUCAUUGGCUAAGGGUUCAAGCGUUGAAUUAGACAAAGGUCCUUCAGGACAAUUUAUGCAACAUUCCAAAUUUUAAGCACAUUAAAGCUAAAAGAUGGGAAAAUUGCUAUGCGUACAGGAUCAUAUUUAAGACUAAUUAUAGCUAGGGUAAAAUAUUAAAUUCAAUGUAGCUGGUUCAUUGACAAUAUUUUUUUAAGACAUAUAGUUUAAAUCUAACAUUAAAGUGAAAAGUUUAUUUCCUUUCAUAAUUCUACAAUUUCUUUAACAUUAAUCUUCAUAAUUUAAUCACACAAAAUUAUAUUUAAUUACAGAUAGGCCAAAAGCCUAAGUGUAAACAAUUAUAAAGGUAAAUAGAAUUAAAAUAACAAGACAUUUUGCCCAGAAGUAAAUUUGUUAGAUAAGCCUGGUGAUACUGAAAACUUACUUAACUACUGAAACUGUUCUCACAGUCACAGGUUUGCACAGAUGAGCCUGUCGGUAAAUUACCAAUUAAUUGGCCUCCCUAUAUAGUGAACUGAAUAUUCUCAUUAACCAUUCAUAUGUUCAAGAGCUUUUUCUUUGAUAUUAAAUGUAGUUAAUAAGUAGGCAAUUUAUUAAAAAUCACACAUUUUGAUUUCACAAUUAGUCACUAAAUCAGACAACUGGAGGUACUAUUCAGUGUAAUUUAUGGCAGAUGAGCGUAAGGCAGGUGAAGAAACAGAGUGUCAGAAGUUUGCACUCACUCGUAUUAAAAUAUGUAAGCUUUGUCCUUACUCUAAUAAUAAGUCUAAAAGUUUAAACAGGUAUAGAGUACUAGUUAGCUACAAGGAAUGAAAUUAUAAUUAACUUAAUAAUACAUAAAUCUAGUAAGUACAAUACGUGCAAACAGAAACAGUACGGAAACUCUUGUAUCUUGAACGUGCAUGUGCCUUUGUCAAUGGUGCAUAGCUCCAGCAGCCACAUUUCCCGGAGGUGUCAAAUUUUUUAUAAUGAGAAUCAUACCCAUUUCUCCUGAAGGUGCUGGGUUCGACCCAGUAAAAUCUACUAGGAACAUCUUUCAAACUUAAAAUAGCUGACUAUAUAUAGGCAUAGGCGUCAUAGGUCCAUUUUAAGACCACAUUGUCCACAUACUGUAUACAGGUUGGAUAACGGUUGACAGAGCCAGAUGUGUGAGUGUGAGCCAGGAUGAUUUAUUGUGGAUCCAGUUUUCAUUCUCUGAAGAAAGUUACAUUAACAUACUAGGCAAUCAGAUUUCCCCUUCUGUUGACAGUAUGGAGUAUGGUUCCAUAACCUGUGUGUGUUACUAAUUACUUUUGCCAUCUUUUUUCCAUCUUUUUUUGUAAUAAAUCUCAAUGAAUGGGCAUUAUUUUUUCCACAUUUUGUCAAACAGGGUCACCAUGAACAUGACAUUUACAUUCAAAACAUAUGAGUAAAAAUAUUGCUCAUCUAUGAUAUGCAGCCUACUUAUGGACCAUGGAGUUCAAUAUCAUGGAGAGACCAAUUAAUUAGGCCUAGACCUUUUACAUUAGACAUUAGGCAUAAAUUUAAAUGGAUGUGGUCUAUAAUGGUCAUUUAGCAGCUGGAAUUAACUGUGGACAAACGCAAACACGCGUUUGGGGACUCGAAAUCAGUAAUGCUAAUUUUGGCACAUGCUGUACUAAUAAUUAUUAAUUAAUAAUCCAUAAGGAAGUUGUAGUUAUAUUUAUUUUAAUAUUUAGUUGGUAUGCAUAACCGUGAGAACGCCGAACGCAGGACUACUUACUCUGCAUCUUUAAGAAUGAUGCCAAAAUUGGCUAUGUUUCUCAAAACUGUCUUAUUCUUUUUAAAUCAGGUUUCCAUGCAUGACAUUUUUCAGAAAAAUAUAAUCCGUUUGCUCUAUGAUAUAGACGAUACAACUUUCUUAAAUUGGUAAAAUAAACAAAAUUCAGUUCUGAUAAAUGAUCAAACUAUUUCCGUCCUGAUAAGGGGGUCAGCCUUUUUACCGAGACAUAACUGAAAUGAAACAUGGGUGCAUUAUUUUAUGCCAAAAACAUUCUCAAAAGGCAAAAAUUACAAGUCUAGUGUCACAUUCUUAAACAGAAAUAACAUAAUAAUAUUAUUUCAAGCUAAAUUCUUUGAAAUUAAAAUUUAAACACAUUCUAUUGCUAAAUAUGGAUCGAAAAAAUCAUACAUAAUAUACAAUUUAUGUUAAAUAUGAAUGUAUGAAAUUAACUUCCUGAUAAAGACAAGACCUAAAAUAUGAGUGCGCUAAUAAAUAAAGGUAAUUUAACUAAUUAGCCGUCUUUGAAAGUCUAGAGCUUUUCAUUCGGUCAUUUCAACACGGAUUAGGAUUGCUUAAUUAAUGAAUUACUACUAUUAUUCAUGAUAGUAGGCUACUUAAAAAUAUGUUGGGUACUUGUCUGUUCACUAUUAUAAUUAUAUAAAUAAAUAAAAAUAAUUAAAUACUUCAACAGAUAUAAAACUCGCUCUAAACAAGGUUUAUAAUCACAUGAAUUAGGCAUUAGGGCAGUGGUUUUCAACCUUUCUAAUGCCGCGACCCUUUAAUACAGUUUCUCAUGUUGUGGUGACCCAGCAAAUAUAAAAUAUUUGUAGUUCGACCCCUAAAGGAGUCACGACCUACAGGUUGAGAACGCUGCAUUGGGGAUAGCUAGGGUUUGACAAUAUUCUAAGAUGCUGAGGAAGUAUAAAUAUAGUUAGGUUAUAUAGAUAUUUAAGCUAUAACUAAAAUUUAUUAAAAUUUAUUUCUUUAUCCCCCCCCAACUUUUGUUUUUAAAGUUAGGACCUAAAAAAGUUAGUAUGCUCUGAGUUCAUAAUGUAUUUUAUUAUUUUUACCAGAUAAAAUAUACAAAUCAUAACUAUAUAUUAAUAUAUGCUACAAAAUAUUUUAUCUCGGUGUUUAAUCAGAUUUUGGCAGAGAUACCUAAUUGCCGAGGUUCUAAAAUUAUAUUGCCAGCUACAUUGGAGAUUUUAAAAAGAAAUGUGAGAUACAAUGAAUGGUUAAUCUAAUUUAUUUUCACUUGGCUUUUUAAUUUUAAGCUAUUUCAAUGUCUUAACACCGUCGUUGUUGAGUUGGUAUUUCCAGUAAAGUUGAGGCUUAAACUUAGGCCCUUACGCCAAGUAAAGACCAGCUAAUGCCGGGGCAAGUUGAAGACGCAUAUUAUUAAAUACCGGUAUUACUAAACUAAAUACAUAUUGAGUGAAUUUUGAGUAUAUUAUAUUUUGAGGAGCCACGAAUUAAUCCUUCUGGCUCUUAUUAAUUGAUUGCAGACAUUCACAGUUAUGGCGGUGCUGACUUUUACUUUUAAACUCCAGUUCAUUACAAAUUAACAAAUCACUGUAACUUUUAUAAUUCUUACUAUUCAAAUACUAUUGCAGUUGGCGUUGGCAGAAAAUAAUACAAGACAAGAGCAUGAGUUUAAUGUGUCAACAAAACAGUUACCUUAAAGAAGUGAGAUAAUAUAACUAUGCUACAUAUUUUUUAAACUUAGUUAAGUUAGUUAUUAAUGGCUUCCACUAUUCUAUUCGGACCUGGUAUCAGAAAUGAGAGGUUGGAAUUUAUAGUUUAUUAAAAAAUAUUUAAAAUAUUAUUGUUGGGUUUGUAAGAUAAAAUUUGGUAUGGCAUGAAAGAUAAUUGAAUGGACUAUGUGUUUGUAAACUUAAGUCUUCAGCUUAACUGAACUAAUAUAAUAUAAACAACCACAAAUGACAUCCGAAUAGUAUUUAGUCUAAUGGGACCUGGGUCCGAAUAGCGGCGAUGCAUGUCCGGGUCCAUAAUCUAAACCCCCACCCCUUGUCAACAAUUGUCAAACAUUUCCAAACCCUCUUCCCCUCCCGCUUAUUUUGUUGACAUAAUUAAUGGACGACCCCUAUGAAUAAUACCGGUACUCAUUAAAUUGAACAUUUAGCAUUUAUUGAAUCUUUCAAAACUGUCUGAACAAUUUGGUUUAUUUUUUUCCACUUACAUUAUUUCUUUCUAUUUCUAUAUUAUAGUUUCACACUAGGGUAAAAAGUUGUACCCCAGCUUCUGGUACAGUGUUGUUAGAAAAUGGGAAAAAAGAUAAAGUUCAAGGCUAUGAAGUGAUACUAGAUGAUACAAUUCUUUUCCCAGAAGGUGGAGGCCAGGUUUGA